Molecule: messenger RNA, 2145 nt
Organism: Anastrepha ludens (Mexican fruit fly)
Lineage: Eukaryota; Metazoa; Arthropoda; Insecta; Diptera; Tephritidae
Product: 32 kDa beta-galactoside-binding lectin
Exons: 3
Coding region: 1103-2068 (321 amino acids)
Molecular function (GO): galactoside binding; carbohydrate binding
Source: RefSeq, a predicted model, not a curated record
UACAAAUAUAUUUCAAUACAAGUGCACAAUGCGUAAGAGUUUCAAACCCAGAGAGGAAGGCGAGCAGUAACUAGCAUUUAAAUUUGUGAGGAAGCUACAAGUUAACAAAGUGCCGAGCAGCGGCGUGAAAGAGCACAUGACAAUUGUUUAAUAUGACGCAGGAAAACAAGUUUCAAACGCAUGAAGUACUACAUAUCUACGAAAACGAAUUAUAGUAAAAUGAAACUAUUGGCGCGCACGAAAUUCCCUCACAUAUUUUCCCAGUAGGCAUACUAUAUUUGAUAUGAAUCUCUGAGUGUGAAAUGCAGUGAAUGGCGAGAUAUGAAAAUUUCAUUAAGCAUAUCAGUUUAUACGAACAGGAAAGCCACUCAGAGCACUUCGUUUUGCGCACUACACGUAGUGUUGGGUGCAUUUUCUUUAAUGCUCUGUGACAUUUGCUAACAUGAAAAUGAGCUUCGCAAGCGGAUAGGAAAUCAUAAAACACUCGUGAUCAAACUUCUGUUUUGUAAUAAAGUACUGCAUGUGAAAAAGAGGAAACAAUGUAAAUACAACAAUUGAAACAGCUGAGACUUAAAUCAACAGUUGUCCAACAACACUUGCUGAAAUAGCGUUUGCAGCCGCAAAAACAACUGUGCGAGAGGAUGAUAAUAAUAAUAGCAACAAUAAUAUGUAUAAAAUAACACCGUCGAUUAGUAAUAAUAAUAACACAAGCAGUUGUGUAUUUAACGAUUAGAUAAAAUACGGCACACAAAAUAGCUACAACAAAAAAAAAAAAAAAAAAACAGAGAGUAAAAGUUACAUCCUCUAUAGUGGUGGCUACUCAAACUACUCAUACUAUGAACCAUUACUAUCGUUAACGCAAAAUGGACAUUUAAAAUAUUUAACUGUGUGCUGAUAACAGUUUUCAUUGUUAACUUUUGCAGUUGGUUUUUGCCAUUUGCUACGUGCGGCCGAAACAUUUUAAUGUUGUCAAACGUGUGCGGGAGUAUUAUUGUAAAUAAUUGAAUAAAAAACAGAACACAAAUACCAAGAUAACAAUAAUAUUUAAUACUACUUUUUAUUUACGAAUUGUAUAAAUCGCGUUAUUUUUUUGUCCGAAACAAUGUUAACAGAAUACGCCGGCAACUUGGCACACCAUCUGGAAUUUGGCCAUGCCUUGGAAAUUGUGGCGAAAACCAUAGACGGCGCUUCACGAUUCCACAUCAACCUGUCUACUGCCAAAAUAGUAAUAGAUCCAAAUGCAGACAUUGGUUUACGUUUCUCCUGCUUCUUUCGCAAAGAUGUAAUUGUGCGCAAUGCUCGAAUCAAUGGAGUGUGGGGCGAAGAAGAGAUACAUGAUAUUGAAGGUCACUCGCUACAAAAUCCUAUCGAGUCGGGAGAAUUUUUUGUCAUUUACAUACUUGCAUGUGAAGAAAAAUUUCAUAUAUCGAUCAACAAUCGCCCAUUCUGCACAUUUAGAUAUCGCUUGCCACUAAAAUCAUUGCGCACCAUAGAGGUAUGCGAGCAAAUACAAGUGAUCAAGCAAAUUGAUCAUCGAGCCGUAUUUCCAUAUCCUUGGCCGGCUAUACAGGCAUCCGAUUUUGGCAAGGCAUUUAGCAAUGAUUCACCAAUAAUGUUUAGUCCGGGACAUCUAAUUGUAAUAACAGCGCGUUGUUUUGACAAUAAGAAAGGACAAUUUAUAAUCAAAUUUUUGGAAAGUGAUACGAAAAGAGAGGAAUUGCAUUUCAGUGUUCGCUUUGAUCAGAAAGCAGUUGUGCGUAAUUCGAUGAAUAAGGCAUUCGAAUUUGGGCAAGAGGAACGUCAUGGUGGAUUUCCGUUCGUUUUUAAUCAGCAAUUUAAGCUUGCCAUCGCUUUCACAAAACUCGAAUUUCUUACCGCUGUGGAUGGAUACAACUUCUGUAGUUAUGCCUAUCGUACACCGGAUGUAUUUACAAAUCUGGUCGGAUUUAAAGUGACCUGCAUAAAUGGCUUGCAUAUGCAUGUGACCGGCGUGGAUCAUUUGCAAAUGGGAGACCCUUCUUGCAAGGGAUUCGAAAAGUAUUCCAAGCAUGAUUACGAAUGUGCUUAGCAUAAUAAUUGCCUCAUACAGUUUGUUCUUGUCUUAGCCAUUGAAAGUAAGAAUACAUAUCUAUACUAUUAUUUUAA